This is a messenger RNA of Culex pipiens pallens (northern house mosquito), 1762 nucleotides long. Its product is annotated as cytochrome P450 6a2-like. NCBI's taxonomy places the organism in Eukaryota, Metazoa, Arthropoda, Insecta, Diptera, Culicidae. Gene Ontology annotation, molecular function: iron ion binding; monooxygenase activity; heme binding. The record is from RefSeq and is a predicted model, not a curated record. The transcript has 2 exons. Bases 1 to 1470 code for a protein of 489 amino acids.
AUGUACGUAGAGUUGAUUAUCCUGGUCGUGUCCCUCCUAAUCCUCUGCUCGAUCGCCGUCUGGAGAAAGAUCACCUUCUGGUCCCGCCAAAAUGUCCCCUUCAUCAAGCCACGAUUCCCUGCCGGAAACUUCCACGAAGCUGACCAACUAUCCGUCGCUGAUAUCUCUGUCAAGCAGUACAACGCGAUGAAGGAUCGAGGUCGAUUCGUCGGGCUUUACUUCUAUCUUCAACCCCUGCUGAUGAUCACCGAUCUUGACCUGAUCAAGACCAUGCUGAUCAAGGACUUUAACUCCUUUCCGAGUCGUGGCGUGUACUACAACGCGAGGGAUGAUCCGCUGAGUGCGCACAUAUUCAGCAUCGAGGGGGAAAAGUGGCGAUCACUGCGAACGCGACUCUCACCAACGUUCACUUCUGGGAAGCUGAAGAUCAUGUUUCCUACCUUGAAGGCGGUUGGAGAUAGUUUUGGGGAAUAUCUUAUGAAAAUUGCCGGAGUUGGUAGUGAAAUUGGUGUUAAGGAUGCUUUUGCAAGAUUCACAACCGAUGUGAUCGGAAGCUGCGCCUUUGGAAUCGAGUGCAACUCGUUUGAGGAGCCCAACAACGAGUUCAGAGAGUUUGGACACAAGAUCGUCAACGAGCAGCGGCAUGCUGGAACGAUGCGGAUAUUUUGGAAACUUUUUCCCGAGCUCGGGAACCUGCUUCGAGUGAAAACGUUGGAUUCGAACGCGACGCGUUUCUUCCACAAGCUUGUGGCCGAAACGAUCGAUUACCGCCAGAAGAACUCGAUCAACCGAAAGGACUUUAUGAGCAGCCUGAUCGAGUUUAAGAACAAGGGUGAACUUACGCUGGACGAGGUCGCGGCGCAGUCGCUGGUGUUUUUCGUGGCGGGAUUUGAGACGUCCUCGGCGAAUCAAACUUAUUGUCUUUAUGAAUUGGCACGAAAUGCGGAAUGCCAGGAGAAGGCUCGGGAGAGUGUCCUGAAGGCGAUUGAGAUUCAUGGUGGACUGACCUAUGAAGCGGUCAACGAUAUGCAGUACUUGGAUCAGUGUAUUAACGAAACCCUCCGCCUGUACCCCGCUGUACCGGUUCUGGAGCGGAAAUCCUCCCAAAGCUACAAAAUACCCGACACCGAUGUGACCAUACCGAAAGGUAUGAAGAUCCACAUCCCGGUGUUUGCGAUUCAUCGAGACGAACAACUCUAUCCGGAACCGCUGAAGUUCAACCCGGAUCGAUUCCUGCCGGAAGAAGCCGCCAAACGGCACCCGAACUCAUUCUUGACCCUCGGAGAUGGUCCUCGGGCUUGCAUUGGCUUCCGAUUUGCCAUUCUGCAAUCCAAGGUGGGCCUGGCAACGGUGUUGAGCAAGUUCCGGAUCAGUACGAGUGCGAAAACGGCGGUCCCACUGGAAUAUACGCACAAAUCACCAUUUCUACAGCCGAAAAAUGAGUUGGUACUAAAAAUCGAACCAUUGUAAGAAUAAAUCGAUUGAAGUCAAUUUAAAUUUAAUCUUAAUCAAAGCAAGCGCGCAUGCUCGCGAUUGCUCGAUCAAGCUGCGAUCACCAACUGAGCAUGGCAUGCUUCGUUCUACAAUUGCUUAUCUUUUGGUGUGCAUUACCCACCAAAUUGAAGUAUGACGUUGCGGUUGAUUCCAAAACAAGUACUGAGCUAAUGAUAAAAAUCCUUACACAGCUUUAAAUAUUAAACGUAUCUAAUUUUUGAAACCACGUUUCGUGAGCGUUAUUCGCCGAAAGGUGGUAAUGUUUGAG